Molecule: messenger RNA, 447 nt
Organism: Prunus armeniaca (apricot)
Lineage: Eukaryota; Viridiplantae; Streptophyta; Magnoliopsida; Rosales; Rosaceae
Source: the annotation of a GenBank genome assembly
AUGGGGUUUUCCCCCUGGAUCUCAUCAUAUCUAGGUGCCUUGGUGUUGGCUGUUGUUGCGAAUCUCACGGCCUGGUGCUCCGGGCCGAGGGGAUGUGCAUCAACAUGUGAUGUCCUUCUUUUGGGUGCGGUGCGGUUGUGCGCGGGCAUGCCAGCACGGUCUACCGUGCGUCGAGAUGGUGAUGAGGUUCACGACCUGAGCUACAAGGCCAUUUUAGUGGUGGUGUUGGUGGCGGGUUUUAGGUGGUGCUCUGGCGCGUUGCUCAGAGAGCGAUGGUCUCUUGAGCUUAGUAUUUAUAGGAGGAGUCUUGGAGGGACAAUCGAGGCUGAAAAGACUUGCGUGGUGGAGCCUAAUCGGGGUAAGUGGGUAGUCAAAUCGGCAUUUGAGAUCGUGAAGCAUGGUGGUGUGACUCCCAUAAAUCCCGGUAAAUCUCGGCCACCGCCCUGA